Gekko japonicus is the source of this 3008-nucleotide messenger RNA. It is a transcript of the gene NOP14, whose product is annotated as NOP14 nucleolar protein. The record is from RefSeq and is a predicted model, not a curated record. Gene Ontology annotation, cellular component: small-subunit processome; Noc4p-Nop14p complex; nucleolus. The transcript is spliced from 20 exons. NCBI's taxonomy places the organism in Eukaryota, Metazoa, Chordata, Lepidosauria, Squamata, Gekkonidae. The coding region runs from base 279 to 2867 and encodes 862 amino acids. Gene Ontology annotation, biological process: maturation of SSU-rRNA.
CAAAGGCCCCUCUCAGCCGCCGUCCGGCCUCCGUGCCCUCGUCUCCACAGCUGCCACUCUGGUGUGAAGGGAGGGCAGCCGAGGCCGGAGACUGAGGCGGGACCCUGGGCAACCCAUCGUGGAAUCGGGCCGCACUUGCGCAUGCCUCGUUGUUAUGAGGCCACUCUGCAAUCCGGCUCCCCCGUCUCUAUGGUCCGGCCGGGCGGGUGGUGACGUCCUCCCGCGAGACUGGCGGGUGGCUCCUCCUGCUUCCGGGUCCGGGCGGCGCGCGUGUGGCCAUGGGGAAGCCGGCGCGGGGCAAGAAGAGCGGCCCGGGGGCCUUCGGACGCGGCCCGGGCCCGGCCGCUGGGUCGGUGCGCGGCAACCCCUUCGAGGUGAAGGUGAACAAGCAGAAGUUCCGCAUCCUGGGCCGGAAAACGAAGCACGACGUGGGGCUGCCGGGCGUCUCCCGCUCCAAGGCCCACAGGAAGCGUACGCAAACAUUGCUAAAAGAAUACAAAGAAAAGGACAAAUCUAGUGUGUUUAAAGACAAACGGAUUGGAGAAUAUGACACCAAAAUAAGUCCAGAGGAAAAAAUGAUGAAGAGAUUUGCUUUGGAACAGCAGAAAAGCCAUGAGAAGAAGAGCAUCUAUAAUCUUAAUGAAGAGGAAGACUUAACCCAUUAUGGCCAGUCUCUGGCAGAUAUUGAGAAACUGAAUGAUGUUCUGGGCAGUGACAGCGACAGUGAAGAAACAGGAAUGCUGUCAGCUGAAUUAACUGCUGCUCAUUUUGGUGGAGGCGGUGGUCUUCUUCGUAAGAAAGCUCUCUUGGGGCAGGAAAAUGAAAAGGAUGAAAAAUGUAAAUCGCGCAAGGAGCUCAUUGAGGAACUAAUUGCGAAAUCCAAACAGGAAAAGAGAGAGCGACAGGCUCAGAGAGAAAAUACACUAGAACUUACAGAAAAACUUGACAAUGAUUGGAAAGAAAUCCAAGCCUUUCUGUCCCACAAAGGUUCCAAAUCAGAGACAAAACACAAAGUAGAGGAGAAGGUCAAGCCAGAUGAAUAUGACAUGAUCGUUCGAGAGCUUGGAUUUGAGAUGAAGGCACAGCCCUGUGGCAGGAUGAAAACUGAAGAAGAGCUGGCGAAAGAGGAGCAAGAGAGACUUCUCCAGCUGGAGGCAGAGAGAUUACGUCGAAUGCAUGGCGAAGAUGACAUUGACACCAAAAAGAAACCGAAGCACAUUUCAGCUGAUGAUUUGGCAGAUGGAUUCAUCCUAGAUAAAGAUGACAGGCGUCUUCUUUCUUAUAAUGAUGGAAGAUUGAAUAUUGAAGAUGACAAAGAUGAGGAUGUGGAAGAAAGUGUAGGGAGAACAGAAGACGACAGUGAGGAGGAGGAGGAGGAAAGUGAGGAAGGAUCUGGAAGUGACGCAGAUGCUGUCGACAGUCACUCUGAUCUUGAAUCAGACGAUGGAAGUGUGGAAAAAGCCAGUGCAGGAGAAGAACGGGAAAAGAUAAAUGAAGGGAGCGAAAAUAAAUCACCAUCUAAGGACCAAAACGCAAAGAAGAAAGCCGCCGGUCUGGAGCUGCCAUAUACGCUUGCUGCUCCAGGAUCCUAUGAACAGCUUAAAGCAUUAUUGUUGGGGAGACCAGUGGAAGAGCAGCUGCUUGUGAUAGAAAAGAUCAAGAAGUCCAACCAUCCAAGCUUUGCCGUGGCGAACAAAGCAAAGUUAGAAAAACUGUUUGGAUUCCUUCUGGAGUACAUUGUGGAGCUGACAGCAAGGGAGCCUCCAGAACUGAAAACCAUCGAUAAGCUGGUUCUGGUCUUGUAUGAUCUUUGCCAAAUGUUCCCUGAAGCUGCGAGUAAUCAUGUGAAACUUGUCCUUCAAGAUGCUGCUCAUGACAUGGAAGAAAUCCUAGAAACGAGAGGCCGUGCACCAUUUCCAGGGCUGGACAUGCUUAUAUAUUUGAAAAUCGUUGCGAUACUUUUUCCAACCUCUGAUUACUGGCAUCCUGUGGUAACACCAUCAAUGGUUUAUAUGAGCCAGCUCCUUACAAAGUGUCCAGUGACAACCCUGCAAGACGUUGUUAAAGGAUUGUUUGUUUGCUGUCUCUUCCUGCAAUAUGUAUCUGUGUCUCAAAGAUUCAUCCCUGAACUUGUCAACUUCCUCUUGAGAAUUCUUCACACGGCUGUGCCUAGCAGAGGAGUCCAAGGUCUGUCUUUGAUGCAUCCUUUUAGGUCACUAGAUAAAAACUGCAGCCUCCUUGUGAUCAGUGAGACAGCAGACACAAAGACCUGGCAAAAGCAAAAUCUUCCACUCCGUACAGUAAUUGGAUCAAAAGAAAAUAGCAGAACAGAAGUGAAUCAUCUCAGGCUGUCCUGCAUAGACAUGUGCCUGAAUCUUGUUAAAAGAUGUGCUGUUCUGUAUGGAUCGCUCCCAUCCUUCCAGGAAGUAAUGAAGCCCAUCCAACUACUGCUCAGUCAGCAUGUGCCAGUGAGUGCGUACCCUGCACAGUUACAGGAGUUCCACAACAGCAUUCUAUCGCAGCUGGAGACCCAAGGACCACCUUAUCAUCCACUAGUGUGCGAAAAGAGUGAUAGUAUACCAUUAGAGUUCAGUUUUGCCCCUAGACUGUUGCGCAACCUUGAAUUUGGAAGGAAGCAAGGAAGCAAUGAGAAAGAGCAGGAAAGAAAACGACUGAUACAUAGGCACAAACGUGAACUGAAAGGAGCCGUCCGUGAGAUUCGCAGAGAUAACCAGUUCCUUGCCAGAAUGCAGCUUGCAGAAAUCACGGAAAGGGAUUCUGAAAGAAAAAGAAAAGUGAAACAACUCUUUGGCAGUCUUGCCGAGCAAGAGGGAAAUUGGAAGGCGAUGAAGAAAAAGAAGUUCUAAACUUGUGCUGGUUAUGUUGUACAGAAGGGAAAUGGGGAUAUUUAUAUUUGUCAUCUGAGUUGGCCAGCAGUAAUGCGAUAACUUUGCAUUGAUUUUAAACAUGAAUGCAGCCAUACUAAGGAAGUAAAUACAAACUGGACA